AUGGUUAUCAUGAUUUUAAAUAUAAAUGCAUGUGAUGUAAUGGGUUCACGUGCAUGUGGUCGAAAACCUGAAAAAGAAGAUCGAGAAACAGAUCCAAUUAAAUAUUGUGUUGCAUCACGAGUUUAUUUUGAAUGUGUUCAUAAAAAAUAUCGUGGUUGUGAAAAUAAAGAAAAAUAUGAAACAGCUAUGGAAUCAAUUAUGAAAGGCAUUCGAAAACGUGUCGAUGAUCUCUUAGCUUUUUGUAGUGAUAAAAUUGAAGAUUAUAAAUUUAAUAUCAUUUGGGAUACUCCUAAACAACCAGAAGCAGCUGAUUCAGUACGUAGUGGUGGUUCACAUACUUCGAGUGGAUCAUCAAAAACUGGUAUUCCUAGUUUACCACCUGUACAAUCAUUUGUACCUAAUGAUGUAUGUCAAGUAAAAGCAAUAAAUGAUUUAUGUCAACCAUUAAUGAUAACUGUUAAAUUUAAUCCAUCAUGGAAUACAAUUAAUAAACGUGG
Molecule: messenger RNA, 497 nt
Organism: Rotaria sordida
Lineage: Eukaryota; Metazoa; Rotifera; Eurotatoria; Philodinida; Philodinidae
Source: the annotation of a GenBank genome assembly